AUGGAUAUUAGCUAUAAUAAAUAUUGUUCUGAACAAUUAAGAUUAAUUUCAGAUUUUGAUAAAAUUCAAGAAAUAUUUGAAAUUGUUUUAAAAAAUCUUUAUCAUUUAAAUUCAUAUUUGAAUAAAAUCAAUAAUAUUUUUACAUAUGGUAUUGGUAAUGAAUAUGAAAAUCAAUUAGUACCAGAUAAUUCAAUUGAUUUUAUAUUUUCAUUUUCAACUUUACAUUGGGUACCAAUUUUAAGUGAAUAUAAAUCAUUUGAAGGUUCAUUAUAUAUACCAAUUACAGAUUUCGGUGGUAUUUUUUCAUGUAAUAUUUUAAUUCAAGAAGAUCAAGGUAGUGAAAAUGAAGAAAAAAGUAAAUCUAUUUAUUAUUCUAUGAUAAAAGUUAAAAAUAUUCUAAGAGAAAUGAGUUAUGAAUCAAUUUUAUCAAGAAAAGAAGUUGAAAUGAAUAUCAAUAUACAAUUGACAAAUCAACAAAUAAUACUGGUCUAA
Dictyostelium discoideum AX4 is the source of this 492-nucleotide messenger RNA. RefSeq lists its product as hypothetical. Bases 1 to 492 code for a protein of 163 amino acids. The record is from RefSeq and is a predicted model, not a curated record. The transcript has 3 exons. Lineage: Eukaryota; Evosea; Eumycetozoa; Dictyosteliales; Dictyosteliaceae.